Molecule: messenger RNA, 2098 nt
Organism: Miniopterus natalensis
Lineage: Eukaryota; Metazoa; Chordata; Mammalia; Chiroptera; Miniopteridae
Gene: CHRNE
Product: cholinergic receptor nicotinic epsilon subunit
Biological process (GO): monoatomic ion transmembrane transport
Cellular component (GO): postsynaptic membrane
Molecular function (GO): acetylcholine-gated monoatomic cation-selective channel activity; transmembrane signaling receptor activity
Source: RefSeq, a predicted model, not a curated record
AUGGCAGGGGCUCUGCUCAGCGCCCUGUUCCUCUUGCAGUUUCUCGGCAGAGGCGAGGGAAAUAAUGAGGAGCUGCGCCUUUAUCACCAUCUUUUCGACAACUAUGACCCAGGAUGCAGGCCAGUGAGGGGGCCUGAGGACACCGUCACCAUCAACCUCAAGGUCACCCUGACCAACCUCAUCUCACUGAACGAGAAAGAGGAGACCCUCACCACCAGCGUCUGGAUUGGAAUCGACUGGCAGGAUUACCGACUCAACUACAGCAAGAGUGACUUUGGGGGCGUAAACAUCCUGCGGGUCCCUUCGAAUCUUGUGUGGCUACCGGAGAUUGUGCUGGAAAACAACAUUGACGGCAACUUCGGGGUGGCUUACGACGCCAACGUGCUGGUCUACGAGGGGGGCUACGUGAGCUGGCUGCCCCCCGCCAUCUACCGCAGCACCUGCGCCGUGGAGGUCACCUACUUCCCCUUCGACUGGCAGAACUGCUCGCUCGUUUUCCGCUCUCAGACGUACAAUGCCCAAGAAGUGGAGUUCGUCUUUGUGGUCGACGACGACGGCAAGACCAUCAGCAAGAUCGAUAUCGACACUGAGGCCUAUACUGAGAACGGCGAGUGGGCCAUCGACUUCUGCCCCGGGGUGAUCCGCCGCCAGGACGCGGCCUCCGCUGAUGGCCCCGGGGAAAUUGACGUCAUCUACACGCUCAUCAUUCGCCGAAAGCCGCUCUUCUACAUCAUUAACAUCAUCGUGCCCUGCGUGCUCAUCUCAGGCCUGGUGCUGCUCGCCUACUUCCUGCCGUCGCAGGCUGGCGGCCAGAAAUGCACCGUCUCCAUCAACGUCCUGCUCGCCCAGACCGUCUUCUUGUUCCUAAUUGCCCAGAAAAUCCCAGAGACGUCUCUGAGCGUGCCGCUGCUGGGCAGGUACCUCAUUUUCGUCAUGGUGGUUGCCACGCUCAUUGUUAUGAACUGCGUCAUCGUGCUCAACGUGUCUUUGCGGACACCCACCACUCACGCCAUGUCCCCGCGGCUGCGCCACGUCUUGUUAGAGCUGCUGCCGCGCCUCCUGGGCUCCGGGGAGCCCCCGGAGGCCCCCGGGGCCGCCUCACCCCCGAGGCGGGCAUCCUCUGUGGGCAUAUUGCUCCGCGCUGAGGAGCUGAUACUGAAAAAGCCGCGGAGUGAGCUCGUGUUUGAGGGGCAGAGGUACCGGCACGGCGCCUGGACCGCUGCCCUCUACCAGAGCCUGGGCGCCGCUGCCCCCGAGAUCCGCUGCUGUGUGGAUGCCGUGAACUUCGUGGCCGAGAGCAUGCGAGACCAGGAGGCCACGGGCGAGGAGGUGUCCGACUGGGUGCGCAUGGGAAAGGCCCUUGACAACAUCUGCUUCUGGGCGGCUCUGGUGCUCUUCAGUGUGGGCUCCAGCCUCAUCUUCCUCGGGGGCUACUUAAACCAAGUGCCUGACCUGCCCUACCCACCGUGUCUGAAGACCUGAGCAGGCGGACGCACUGACUCCAACUUUCCUAUCCAUCUCCAUGAGGAAAUAGGUUUUGAAAAGCAAGUUGCUGCCACUGCUAUAUUAUGAUCCUUUAUCACUGCAGAUAAUAAAUCAGUAUUUUGUAAACACACGCUGCGAGUGCACAAGUGUGUAGGUCUGGUCACCAUGCAGCAAUCAGAAAGAGGGAGAGGGUUGUUCAAGCAGGCUCUUGGAUGCCAAUCCUCUGGAAAGCAAAAGCCAUGCUAGAUUCAGCCUUGCUGAUCUCCCAGUGUUGCUCAGGCCCCAGCCCCAUUGGACCUUCUAAGCUAUUUUAUAGCCACACAGGAGAGGCCCCUUUGCAGGACUGGCACUUAAGAGUCUGGAGCCAGGAAGCCAGGACCCUCUGGCAGCUCCCCCACAGGCCCACAGGGGUAACAGGGCUGAGGCAGCAGUGGCCCUCCCUCGGUCAUUUUUUCUAGGUUUUCUUGGCCCAGCACUGCCCACCUACUUCUCCCCCCAAGACUCACUGUACAUGCCACCCCACCAUGCGCCAUUGGUACCCAUUCUGCUUGCUUGCCCUGGCUAGUAUCCGGAUUGUGAGAGAAAACAGAAUAAAAACGGGUCUGAAGUGGGA